UCUGUCUUUUUCUCUGUGUAUUUUGGAAGUGACAGACGCUCCAGAAGAACCAGCCAAAAUAUUUCCCAGUAAAUAAUAAAAGCGCAUAAACCACCAAAACGCAAUGGAGGAGAUUCGUGAUGUGCUCUUAACAUGGAGGCUGUCAAUGAUCGAGCAGACUUUGCAAUUGAUACAAGCUGAAAAUCUGACCAUAUUCCAUCUUCAGAAUAUUGAAGAGCCGGAGGUUAAUGAUCUGGUCACAACUUUGCCCUUGAAGGGCAAGAUCGAAUUCAAGGCCGGAUUGGCUAACUGGAGGAAGGAAAAUAAGACUGAGGCUUCAAAUUUAAGAGUCCAGGAAGAAUUUAACGAGCCCCUGGAAAAAAUCCUGGAGAAAUCUGUAAAAGGAAUGAACCUUUUAAAGGCCACAGAUAGGCCACUCAACACCGGCCAACAACGGGACCUUACUUGGCUGAUUUCUCACUCAUUCACCAUGAAAGGGAGGCUUUUGAAAAAGAGCGAUGGAGAGUUUUACGCCGAGGAAAUCAGUAAACUUUUCCCACAUGAAGAUCAGGGAAUUUAUUAUAGAGUUGUCAACGGUAGACCGCAAGGCAAAUUGUAUAACCGAGUUAAGAAUGGAUUUAAUAAGGAGGAGAAAAAUAGUCAAAUAGAAGAUGUCACUUGUGAUGCUGAGCAAGCUGUUGAAGCGCUUAUUCCAAUAGUCCAAAUGGAAACAGAUCCAGUUGAAAUGUCAAAACUGCACAUUUGGUUGAAACACCAUAAAGGCCCUUGGGAAAAAGUGAAAGAAAAUUGGGCGCAAACCCACGAACUCCGCCGUCGCCAUGUCACCGAGAUGGAUAGUGAAAUGGUGUAUUUGGAAUGGCCUUUGUUGAAACACUCCAUGGCGCCAUCCCUUAUUGAAAUUGAUUUUGCUAAAAUGUAUCCGGGGAAGGAGGAACAAUUGUUAGGGAAAUGGGAAUUGGCAGUACCAAAAAUUCUUGGAGUUUUGGAGACCGAUCUCAAAGACCAAAAUUGUAGAUGUCUCCUGGAGAAUAUCCGCAAAAACUCAGCAGACACCAACGCAGACGAAAUUAACAGUUGGAUAAUUCGUGCUUUGCACGGAAUCCUUCUGCCAUCCCAUAUUCCUGUGCACAAUAAAAAGAGAUUUAAGCCCACCAUCGCUGACUCUCAAAAAACGCUGCAUCUUGAACUAAAAAAUAUGGCAGACCUUAAAGACCAAGUCGAAAACAUCAAGAAAUUUGCUGUGGAGAAAAGGCUUAAGGUCCAACCGUUCGUAGUCUCUACAAGUACACAGUUUGGUGUGUAUUUUAAUGAUAUAUAUUUUAUGAGCGAUUCAUUUUUAUGCGCUGUCGAUCUAUGCUUCAAAAUAUUUUUUGUGCUGAAUUUGAAGUAUCCUCCACAGUGCAUUAAAGUAUGGAGGUUCCUUCAAUACUACUUCUACGAAAUUAAAGAUGAAGAAGAUCCAGCGACGUUAGCACUGAUUGCGCGCAUAAAUUUCAAUUGAAAAAAAAUCAAAAAUUAAAAUUUCGCAAUGAACUUGUAAAUAAUGAAAUUUCAUUAGAAUAGUUUUAUUAUUUUUGGCAUAGGGGAGACCGCAGUACAUUUAGCCUGCAAAUGAAACUUUUCCUUCGCGUGUAAUUUAAAUGACCAUGACUCCAAAAUGUAAACGUUGUCACAACGUUAAUUUAAUAGAAAAAAUGCAGAAAAUAAAUGUUUCUUACAUAUUAUCA
Phlebotomus papatasi is the source of this 1727-nucleotide messenger RNA. RefSeq lists its product as uncharacterized. The transcript has 8 exons. The coding region runs from base 104 to 1501 and encodes 465 amino acids. Lineage: Eukaryota; Metazoa; Arthropoda; Insecta; Diptera; Psychodidae. The record is from RefSeq and is a predicted model, not a curated record.